Molecule: messenger RNA, 9876 nt
Organism: Macrobrachium nipponense
Lineage: Eukaryota; Metazoa; Arthropoda; Malacostraca; Decapoda; Palaemonidae
Product: BTB/POZ domain-containing protein 9-like
Exons: 12
Coding region: 165-2225 (686 amino acids)
Biological process (GO): modulation of chemical synaptic transmission; circadian behavior; adult locomotory behavior
Cellular component (GO): cytoplasm
Molecular function (GO): protein binding
Source: RefSeq, a predicted model, not a curated record
GGUAGUAGUAGCUAAGGCGCUCACGGUGAUAUCCCACCCGUGACCUAGGUCAAGGUCAAGUUAGAUAUCGUAAUAACGUCACCUUGGUUAAGUUAUCAAGUUGCCUCAAGUGUGAUGUCAUUUAACCCUCAUUUUGUAAUUCGACCUUUAGAGGAAGGACAAGAAUGUCAAACAUCCACCUGGGUCUCCCUUACCCUGGGGGAGUAGUUGACCAUUCAAGUAAUUUGGCCCAUGAUAUUGGUGCUUUGUAUCUCAACGACGAGUAUAGUGAUGUUACUUUGCAAGUUAAUGGCCAGACAUUUCAUGCUCACAGAGUUAUCUUGGCUGCAAGAAGUCAGUAUUUUAGGGCACUUUUGUUUGGAGGCCUAAGAGAGAGUCACCAAGCAGAGGUGGAAAUCAAAGAUACAAAUUUAACAGCAUUUAAGGUCCUUUUGAAGUAUAUUUACACUGGAUGGGUCAGCCUUAGUUCAGAAAAGGAAGAGACAGUGCUCGACAUCCUUGGCCUUGCUCAUCAGUAUGGGUUUGAGGAUUUGGAGUCGGCCAUCUGUGACUACCUGAAGGAUGCUCUUUGUAUUCCAAACAUCUGUGUUAUAUAUGACAUGGCUUCUCUCUACAAUUUGACUAACCUCAAAACUGUAUGCGAGGAUUUCAUGGAUAAGAAUGCUCUUUCUAUUCUUAGCCAUGAAUCAUUCUAUUCUCUCUCGCCGUCGGCCCUUAAAGCAAUAAUUGGACGAGAUUCCUUUUGUGCGCCUGAGGUACAUAUUUUUCAAGGCGUCAGCGAAUGGGUUGAACGGAACUCCGAACUUUCACAGGAAGAAACACAAGAAAUCCUUGCACAGAUCAGAUUACCCUUAAUUAGUCUAUCUGAUUUACUUAAUGUUGUGCGACCAACAUCGUUAAUAUCUCCUGAUCAGAUUUUGGAUGCCAUUAAAGCUAAAAAUGAAUCAAGAGAUAUGGAUCUUCAGUAUAGAGGAUAUUUAAUGCCGGGAGAAAAUGUAGCCGUACCCAGUAAAGGCGCUCAGGUCCUCCAAGGUGAGAUGCGGUCAAAUUUGUUGGAUGGAAAUACAGUAAAUUAUGACAUGGACCGAGGCUUCACCAGACAUCCAAUUGAUGAUAACAGUGGCCAAGGGAUCCUGAUUAAACUUGGAAUGCAGUGCAUAAUCAAUCACAUGAGAAUGAUGCUCUGGGAUAAGGAUCAACGAGGUUAUUCAUACUACAUCGAAGUUUCUAUGGACCAAAAAGACUGGGUUCGAGUUGUGGAUCAUACUCGGUAUCAUUGUAGGUCAUGGCAGUAUCUUUAUUUCCCUCCAAGAGUUGUUCGUUACAUUCGCAUUGUUGGAACUAAUAAUACAGUCAAUCGUGUUUUUCAUGUAGUAGCCUUUGAAGCUUAUUACUCUAAACAAGAAGUACAGCUACAUAAAGGACUUAUUGCACCUACAGAAAAUGUUGCGUUAGUCACAAAGAGUGCUUUAGUGAUAGAAGGCGUGAGUCGGGCUCGAAAUAACCUUUUGAAUGGAGAUAUUCAUCACUAUGAUUGGGACUCUGGUUAUACCUGUCACCAGCUGGGGUCAGGCUCCAUAUGUGUGCAGCUAGGACAACCAUAUUGGCUCUCGUCAUGCAAGCUGCUGUUAUGGGACUGUGAUGACCGCUCGUAUAGUUACUACAUUGAAGCUUCGGUGAAUAACCGUGACUGGGAACUCAUCGUAGAUAAGACAAGAGAAGCAUGUAGAUCCUGGCAGACUUUAACGUUCACACCCAGGGCUAUUGUAUAUUUCAAAAUUGUUGGAACGUUUAAUACUGCAAAUGAGAUUGACAUAAAGCCUUUCUUGUCUUGUCCACAGGUUUUCCAUUGUGUUCAUUUUGAAACUCCCUCACAACUAGGCUCAGAAAAUCGCCCACGAUUACGAGGAUUUGACCAUGUGGCUCCCAUAAGACCACAUCAUACUGAAACAGGAGAUGAUGAUGACAGGUCAUCACCUUCCUCUUCGGUACUUGGAACUGUUAAUGUUGUUCAAGAUAGGCGGCCGUCAAAUGCUGCAAGGCCUGAACCAGUGCAAGUAGAAGGAGCUGUAGGUGGCGUAAGGGGAGAAGCACCAGCUGUCCCUUUAGAAGGGGCAGUUGCUGUUGUUGAAGCUGCACCUGCAAACGCUCAUCGUCCCGCUCUUCCCCAAGAUGGCUGUGCGUUUGUCAAGGCAAGAUAUGAUGAUGAAAGUUCCAGUAAGUAAUACAAAAUGGCUAUUUUGACCCAGGAAAUUUAUUAUAAGUAAUUUUGUUAUCUGCAAAGGGGCAACCAUAAGAACAUACAGGCAGAAGAUACCUCUUUUCAGCAUCACAAUUGAGAUUGGUGGACAUUGCUUUCUUACUGGAUUAUAUUGUGCUUUUAUAAUUACAGCACAUAAACCUUUUUGUUAGAUUUUACAUGGCUAUAAAUCUCAUGGAGCUCAAAUUCAAACCUUAUGUUGAAAUUAUACUGACAAUCAAAUGAAGUUCCUUAAGGCAGGUAUAGUUGAACAGCAAAAUGGUUCAGUUAAGCCAAGUUAGCUCUUUACAUAAUUCAAGGUGAAUUCACUUCCUUUUUUUUUCUUUUAUAUGGAGCAUUGUAGCCUUUAGCCUAGUGAGUUAUAUUGGUCUAGCAAAUACCCACUUUUAUACAGUCGACAUUUAUUUGCCAAAGAAUAAUGUAUUUUAUGAUCCUACCUAAAAAGGAUCCCAGGGUUUUAGAAUAGGGUAUAAUGAUGCAAGAGUUGCUAACAUCUUAGCAGAGUGAAUUGUAACUUUAGUAUAAAAUUGUAUAAAGCAUAGCAUACAACUUCUAAGUUUGUUACUGGCACGAUUUUAUAAUCUGUAAAUGUAUUAUAAAGUAUUUAUGUAAUAAGUUCUUUAGUUUAACGAAUUAAAUCUGGUUUCUCUUUCAUGGUCACAAUUAUUACAUGUAAUAUACUGCUUUGUUGUCCAUAUAAGCCAUUCAUACAUUUUAAUAUUUAUGUUCUCAUUCAUGUUAUUCAUUCCUUUUACCCUGAUCUUUGUAAAUAAUGCUAUAGACAGAAUUUAAAUUAGUACUCUAUUAAUUUGUAUAUAUUAGUUUUGUGCCAAAUUGUUGUACUUUAUGGCUCCCAUGCCUCUUUUGUUCAGACUUUUUCUGUUAUCUUAUAAGAUGUUAGUUUAGUAUUUUUUUUUCAGCAAUUUUUUGCUUGAUGUAUAUUAUGAACUUGGUUGUAUAACACCAUCAGCUGGGGAUAAGAUAAGGUACAUUGACAGAUUUUUUAUAAUACAAUAUGUUGAAAUAUCCUAUCAGUUUCUUUAUUUUGAAGUUCACUGAAUUCAAUAGAAAUGGUGAUAUUUGAUGAACCUUGUCAUUUUUAUGAACUUUAACUUGAAAGUUUUGUCUGGUAACUUGAAAGUUUUGUCUGGGAUUAGUAUAUCAUUGUUACUUUGAUAAUUAUAGAGCCUAACCCAUGUCGUUUUUCCCUUUGAAGACAUACAAACCUUUGAAGACAUACAAACCAUCCAUCAGUACUUGACAAUUGUUGCCUUCUUGUCCCUUUCUGAAAAUCUAAAAAGGGGGCUGUUGAUGUACCCAUUUCUUUGUUUACAAUUCUGUGUCAGAUUGAUAAGUGACAUUCCAUUAGGAAAUUAUGAAAACAGUACUUCUAGAUCUGGAACAAGGAAAAACUCCCAGCUUUGUUUAAGUUCCCUCCUUUGAACAGCUUACUGUUAGUUUUUUCUAUUAUAGUUCUUGUAUGCUUCAAAUGACAUUUGGAUGAAACCUUGAUUACAGUUGUAUUGUUUGUAAUGGUGCAUUUCUCAAAAAAUUUAUAAAUGUUGAUAGAUGAUUAAUUGGUAAAGUUUUUUUUUUUUAAUGAGAAUUGAAGAAAAGGGUCAUAAGGUUUAAAUACCACUAUGUGCAGGUGCUCAUUUCGUUUGAGAUGUACUUGAAAGGGAUCUGAAAACAGAUAAUUCUGGCACAUGUCAUAACAUGAUGUAUUCUUGAAGAUAUUUUGAAAUCUGUUAGCAUAGCUCACAAGGCUUUUCAGUAGGUUUAGCAUAAAUACUUUGACCUACAGUUUAGAGAUGUUGGUUUUGCUCCUCUAAGGUAAGCAAAUUUCACUGAUUAGUUUAACUCCUAGUUACAAUAUAUAUAUAUAUAUAUACGUAUAUAUAUUUUGGUUCAAAUGGUUUUUCUGUAAUAAUUUUGUAUGUUAUCAAUAAGUUACAACCUUUUAACAUUUUGACAAUUGGAUAAAUGGCAUCUUUUGUAACAUUUCCAUUAUUGAUUUUUUUUUUUCUAAAACACUCCAUUCAUAUUUGGCUGAAAUGUAGAUAAUGGGACAAUUUUAAUUGUUAGUGUUUACAUGCAUUCUUUAUGUACAGAGACAGGGCCAUGUGGGCUAUUCAUCGAGUACCCAUGGGUCAGACAAGUGAGACCAAUUUGUAAAAUGGAAUAAAUUAGGCUUCAUAUAUCAAAUGGUGAUAGUAACGGUUAGCAGUGAUAAUUUUUUAAAAAUCUUUUAUAACAUGUUUGAGAACUCAUGUUGUUUAUGUAUAGAAUUGGUAUGCCAUAUGCUAGUUAUUUUUGUUGUACACAUCUUUCCAAGUACUGUAAUUUUUCACAAAUGCAGAACAAGGGGAGAUGUUUAGUAAAAAUACUGUACAUGUGUCUCUCUUGAGGUUAGUAUCCAUCUUCUAUGUUAGGUGCUCAAGUACUGCCAACUUUUUUUUUAUUAUAUACAUUUGCAAGUUGUAGGUAGGUUUUCUAUAGGUUCAGGGAGUUAGCCAGGUAGCAUCAUCUAUUACACAGCUGACAUUGAUAAAAUAAUAUUUCAUAGAUGUUCACAUAAAUGUUUAUGCUUUUAUUUUUCUUGUAUUUUGACUAAACAACUUUGGCUUGUAAGAUCUAAGUUAUAAUAGUUAGAACAGUUGUUUUAAUAGUUUUAUCAGGGUUAUUAGGUCAGCCCAAGUUUUUCAAAAUACAAUUUAAAAAAAAAAAAACUUAUAGGUUAUUUACUUUAGUCUUUCAUGCACUUUACUAUGACAAAAACUCAUCAUCACAAGUAAUUAGUAGACUUCAUGGAAUGAAGAACCUAAUUAAGGAUGAAACAUGUUAUACCAAACAUGUUAUGUUGCAUUUAAACGUCAUAAGAAAGGACUGCAGAGCCAGAAAUUAUGAAUGGUAGUAAGUUAAUGGUCUUCAGAUACUAGAAAGUAUAAAUAGUCUUCACAAAAGGGGGAGGGGGUUCGGCUGGAAUAGUCAAGUUUAAUUGAAUGUGUCCAUUGAUGAACAUGAAAAAGUAGGUAAAAGAAUACAACCUUUGAAGAAUAUGGCAAGAUAGUUAAGGUAGGAAGCAUUGGACCACUAAGCACAGAUAUUAAGUAUAUAAUAUAAUGCUAGAAAAGACUAAUGACAGGAGUACAGACUUAUACAAUGACUUAAAUAAUGCUUUUGAACUAUUAAUUGAAUUGAAUGUCAAGAGCAGUGAUGUUACAUCCAACAGUUUUUAUUUGAGCCUGACUAAACAGUUAGAUAGGGAAAGGUUCAUAAUGUAUAUCUUGUCUUCCUAAAAAUCUUACUGAUAGGAAGCAUUUAAAAAUAUUGUAUUGAAGUUUGGAAACAUUUUUGUAAAUUAUAUUAUGUAGCAAUAAUCUGUGGAAAUAGCAGAGUCUGGGAAUGUUUUCAUGAAGUCACCUGUUGAGUAUUAGGUUAAAAAGACAAGAGCACCCGCACCAACCAGAUUUUAAACCUUUAUAGAAUAAUAUUUUUUCAUUAAUUUAGGCAUUAAAAUCACUUGAGUAAAAUGUUGUGAAGUCCAGUUAAGAAAGCAAGGUAAUGAUUUCAUGAAGACUGGUUUUCCCAAGAGAAGUAGCUAUAUCAUUGUGGAAGCCCGAAAGUAAGUUGAAAAUUGUUCCCAACUUUUGGAAGCUAUGUACCUUAGUAAAUGGGAAAAAAAGAAAUUGAAAUUAGGAAUUAGGUUUGUGAAAAUAUAAGGAAUUUAAAUGUUUUUUUUUUUUUUUUUCUUUUUUUUUUUUUUUACAGAAUCAGGUUCACAUAGUAACAUAGUAAAAGAGGACAUAUUUUGCAAAUGCACAAUAGCCCAGAUGUAAAUAAUCAGGAGAUAUUUGACUAUGUGGUAGUGAAGGUGCUUUUUCAAAGGUGUUAAACCACAACCUUGUCCCAAGUCCAUGUCUAGAAUAUGUUCAUAGCAACUUUUAGUCGUUCAAGUCUCCAUAUUUGCAUUUUUCGAAUGAAUAAUUCCGUUUUUUAUUUAUUGCAAAUUUUCAUACGUCACUCCAAAUUCCAUUUAUUUAACAUUGCUUCCACCCUCAUCCUUUUGUGAAUUUUUUGUCUUUAAAAUUUUUUUUUAUUUAAAAAUAUUUCAAUGUGGAAACUUUAUUUAGUAGAGUAGUAUAGUAGUUUUUUCUAUUAUUUCUUCCAUCUUGUUAAUAUUGUUCUACUUUCCCAUAUUAGAAUUAUGUCUACUAUCCAAUUUUAGAAACUAUAAAAGCUAUGCCUUUGUGGUAUACAGACCUUUGUCUUACAGCAGGGGUUAUGUUUCGGCACUAACUGGAGCAAUUAUUAAAGCUAUUGUUAAUAAUGUAUAUGUCCAAAAUACAGGUCUCUGAGGUGACAUGCACAUUACAUGUGUGUAACAAUUUGUGAUUUUGAUCCACAAUUUUAUGUUCUUUCAGGAGCAGAGAUUGUUCUGGAGUACAAGUUGGUUGCCAUUACAGUGGUUGAAACAUAGCUUCAAAAAGAUUAAAGGGUUAUGCCCUGUCCACACAGUUGAACUUUGCCUGACAGACUUUGUUCCAUGUAGCAUCAGAAGUGAAAAAACUGCAGAUAAGGUUCUGACUUUUCCUGCUUCCGACGUCACAUCAAACAAAGUCUGUCGGGCAACGUUCAACCGUGUGUACGGGGCUUUAGGGAAGGCUAUUGCUAAUUUGUUGGGAGGUAAUACACAUCCUUUCACUUGGAGUCAGUAUUGCCUUCUUCCAGUACCUUAUGGAUAUAGACCUCUGGCUCAAUACAUUGUCUGGUUUUUCUUUUGGGGGAGGGCAGGGUAAAGUUCCAAAAUGUGUUAGUUUUGGCAGAGGGACCUGAUGUUGACGAGAUAUGACAGUGUAUGCAGCCACUUUUAUAAUCAAAUUAAUUGAAGGAAGUCUUCUGUUAUCAAACAGAUUGGUUAUGAACUCCAUGCUUUUCCACAAAAUGCCCAUGGCACCUUUAUCCACCAAAUGGUAACCUUCAAGGUGCCAGAUAGUGUCUUGAAAAGUAACCACAACCAGGUCUUCGGGAUCAACUAUGCCAUCGACAUCAGGAUUGGGAUUAGGCUGGCUUCCAAAUCCCAAUUAGGUGUCCAGCACCCUUCUUUCUCUGUUGGAAAGAAUGGAGGGCCUUUUCAGAUCUCCCCAGCUCAAAAGACAGGGAAGGUGGAGGAGGGAGGAUAAUGAAAAUGGCAGUUCUCUUUCCCUGUUGCUAUUUUUUAUGGUGUCCCAGUGGGAAAUGUGGCAGCAACAGGGUGGCGCUAUGGUUAGUCUCUGCCUUGCAGGUGAAACUAUUUUAUGCUAGCUCCAAGUAGUUUUUUUUUUAAGACGAACAAUACAUAGUUAUUGGCGUCCAUCCAUCAGGACGCCAGGAAAUAAUGCCACAUCGUCUGCCAUGGGACAUAACUUCACUUCUCAAAGUCUGUACUUCAGGCUUUGAACACCCAUGUAAACCUCAGGAAAUACUGCCACUUCAUCUGCCAUGGGAUAACCUUUUGAUUCAACCAUGUAAACCUCUGCAUGGGUUUAGAUCGGCAUUCACCCAUAUGUAAAUUAAGUUUGGACUAGGAUCAGCCAAUGGCUGAAGAUGAUCCUGGUUUCUUCAGAUGGGCAGGAUCUUUACAUACUUCUGACCUUUUAUCACAAUUAAGAGCACCAGUGAAAUGUAAGAAACCUGCUCUUCAGUCCAGAUAAAGAAUGAAAUACAGGAAAUACAGGGAUAUGAGGAUGGAUACAGCAAAAGCAAGAAUUUUUCCUCAAGCUCUCCAGUCAGCAAACUCAGGUGGCUGGAAGGCAGUUUCUGUCCCAAAUGGAACCACUGGCUUAGCUCUGGUAGGUCAUGCUCAGUUGUCCCUGGAAAAGCUUGUGCAACAGGGAACCUCAACUUUGCUUAAUGUAAUUGCUACCUGAAGAAGCAAUGAUUCCCUUUUUUGCAUUUCCCCUUAUCUUUCGCCCCACAUCUAGGAGGUGAGGGACAAUCUGGAUAUGGGACGAAUGAGAGGAACCUUUAGUGAGGGUGUUCUACGGAACUCUCCUUCUCCGGAGAUGGUCAUAUUCUUAGACAAUUGAGAAAGGGAUGAGAACCUGGUUCACUCUCGACAUGGUGCGGAAAGUCACGUAAAGCCUUUGGUGCUGUUUCUGAAUAGCCACUGGUUCCAUGCAACGUAAAAACACCAUAUAAGCAAACAAAAGGGCUGUCUGAGCUUUGGGGACCAUCGUUAUAGGUCUCUUUACCACUUAGCUGAACAGCCUUGUAUUCUGCUUGAAGAAGCCUUCCAACAUUCCAAGGAUCUUGUGUAUGUCUGCCUUACUGCCACUCACCCCAAUUUUCUGAGUGAACAAUUGUGAUCACUCCUGGUCUCAGGACCACACUCAACUACUACUUGUAAGAGGCAGUCUUCCAAGACUUCUUCCUAUUCUUUCACUGCUCUGAUGAGGAAGGGAAGGCCAGGCAGAAACUGUCCCAGCAGAAGCGCAAAGAACAGAGAAGGGGGUGAUGCUGACAGAACCUCCAAACCUUCUUGGCCUCUAUUCAUGUCUUUUAUGCAAGGUGUGGACUAAUAACCACUAAUCAUAAAAUAGAACAAAGGUCAAUUGUCAAAAUUUCAUAUAUGUAUAUGGCAAGGUUAUGCACUUUAUUUUUUCGGAAUAUAAACAAACUCUUACCACACUCCACAAACAAGCCAAAGCUCCAACUGUACAUUUGCCAAGUAGGGUGGCUGAAGCAAAAGUGGUGCUACAUAACCAAGUGGGUGGGUUUCCUCGCUCAUCUGUUGCUAUUAACCGUUACUAAGCUUCAACAAAUGAAAAAGCUUUUGCCAAAGAUAAGCCAUACAAAAGACAAAGGUCUGUAUUACAGUUUGAAGCAUUUUCCCUUUUGAUACAAGAACCUUCAACUAGUUUCAACUGAAACUACUGCUAUAACUUUAGAAAAAUGGAAUCUUCACCGCUAGUUUCAACAACUGCCUUAACAAGUGCUGAAAGGUAACUCCACCUGUAAGACUAAGGUUUGUGUAUGUGAAAAAUGGAAUUUAAAAAAAAAAUUGCAAUUUUGUUUUAUAUAGGGACAGUUUCUUCUUGAUAGGUUAUUCACACAUUGUUAAGGGGCUCAAAACUUGAAAAUUAUAGGAUUUUCUUUCUGAUUUUGAGAUGAUGUAAAACCACAGAAACACAAACAGCCACAAAAUCUGUUGUGACCCAAAGUUUUGUUAACAUUAGGAGUCAAUAUAUUUUCUUAUGCAAACCAGCCCAAAAGCUCUUAAUGUUAUCCAUGGUGAUUUGUCUUAAGUAGACCUGCAAAUAUGUUUACAUUUCUCAAAAGUAUAUUUUUUAGCUCUUGCCUCUGCUUUGUCACCAACUGAUGGUAUAAGUGUAAAUCAAGUUUAUACAUUACCUAAAUAUGUACCUGGAUUGUUAAUAGUGUAGUACACAAAUUUAUGCUAUCAAGUUCAAAGGCCACAAAUGUGUGACAAACUUUCACGUACAGACUGAAAAGACCUUGCAUAUAUUUACCGAUAUCAUCAGUUACAGUACCUCGUGUCUUCAGAGAAUAUAAGACCAGUGCAUAUAUUGUCAUUGCAAUCGAAAUUUGUGGAUUGUAAUAAAAUUUUCAAUUCA